ACGAGCCAAUAUGAUAUCAACAACGAGGUGCUUAAAACUCUUUCUUCCUAGGGAUGAUAGUGUGAACUAACACUUCCCGUUUGGCCUCUUUACAUGUGUGGAUUGGGCCACCCAUCCUUCAUAAGAAAUGAAAGCUUAUGGGCUUGUUGCCUGCAUAAGGAGUGACUGUAGACAGUGAGCUCAACCAACAAUAACCUUCACCAUUGAAGCCUUGAUAGAAACCAUGACGAAGAUUGGAGUACCUUGUUGUUUGUUCUGAGUAAUGAAGAUGAUAGUAUUGGUGUUGUCAUGGAUGCAUUUGCAUCCAUGACAGUACUAUGCUGUCAAUUUUUAGACUAGAAUGAGAGAAGAGAAGAAACAUGAACAAGUUGCUUUGGAUUGGAUUAAGAGAAGAGAAGAAACACAAAAUGUUAUUGGAUUAGGGCUGCCGUGUUAUGUGCCGGCGCUCCCAUCUUCAUCUCCAUCUCCGACCUCCAAAUGUCGCCGAAGUUCCACAUUUCUCGUCCGCUCCUCUCUCUCUCAAGCGAGCCCUCUCUCAAUCCCCUCUCCCUAAUCAUCCUCUCCUUCUCUCACUCUCACUAUUCUACUUCCAAUUCACCAUCUCACACUUCUCACUAUCUCUCUCAGUUUCUCCCUCUCGCCGAUUCCACCUUCAAACCCCUCAACAUAAUCACCGCACGUGAACGUCGCCUAGUCGUCCUGGGCCUAUCCACCGCCAUCAAAACCGACCAGGGUUUCGCCCUCAAGGCCUUCUCCCUCCGCUUCUGCCCCUUCCUUCUCGUCAAGAUUAUGAACUUCUUAGACACCCGCCACGCCGCGUUUGCCUUCUUCAAGCUAGCCUUCGGGAACAAUUCCGAGGAGACCGUUCGCUUGAGCUGCGUCGCGGCGCAUGUUCUGGCCGCAAAGGGGCUUCACCUGCUCGCGCAGGACGUGGUUUCCUGGCUCAUUGCCAGGGUUGGGGCUGGGAGAGCCAACGAAAUAUUUGAGUUUAUGUGGAAGAAUCAUGCUAUUUACGAGUCUGAUUUUUCUGUGUUGAAUACGCUUUUGCGGGGGUUUCUGAAUUUGGGGAUGAGUUUUGAGGCGUUGGAGGUUUUGCGUAAGAUGAGGGAUGUGGGAGUUAGGCCUGGUUUGUCUUCACUGACUAUUCUCAUGAGGUUGUUGCUUAGGCUUGGCGAUUAUGGUAGUGUGUGGAAGGUGUUCAAGGAUAUGAUCCACAGAGGGCCUCGCCCUUCGAAUAUCACGUUUAAUGUGAUGUUGUAUGGGUUUUGUAGACAACAGAAGAUUGCGAUUGCGGAGAGUUUGUUACAUUUGAUGCCUAAGUUUAUGUGUAGUCCUGAUGUUUUUGCGUUUAACAUUCUUAUUAACGCGUGCUGUGUGAGGGGGAGGACUUCGGUUGCGUUUGAUUGGCUAAAUUUGAUGGUUAGAAGUGGUCUUGAACCGAGUCUUGCUACGUUUAAUACCAUUAUGCAUGCACUUUGCCGGGAAGGGAAUGUGGGGAGGGCGCAGAAGCUCUUUGAUCAGAUUCAGGAUAUGGGAAUUGCGCCAAAUGCAGCUAUGUAUAAUACACUGAUGGAUGGGUAUUUCAAGGCACGGGAAGUUAGUCAGGCUAUCUCGCUUUAUGAAAAGAUGAGGACUAAGGGUGUUUCUCCUGAUUGUGUGACUUUUAAUAUUUUGGUUGGGGGAUAUUAUAAGUAUGGGAGAAAAGAUGAUUGGAACAAGUUGUUGAAAGAUUUGAUUGUAUUGGGAUUGUUUCCAGAUUGUUCACUGUGUGAUGUAACUGUGUCUGUGCUAUGUUGGACUGGCAGAAUUGAUGAGGCCAUGGCAUUAUUGCAAGAACUGCUUGAAAAGGGACUAACUCUUAGUGUUGUCGCCUUUAACUCAGUAAUAGGUGCCUAUAGCAGGGCAGGUUUAGAAGACAAAGCUUUUGAAGCCUAUCGUAUUAUGGUCUUGGGCGGUUUCACUCCUUCAUCGUCCACUUGUAAUUCUUUGCUUAUGAGUUUGUGUAGGAAAGGAUGCUUGCAAGAAGCCAGGACACUUUUGUAUGGGAUGCUAGAGAAGGGGUUUCCCAUCAACAAAGUGGCUUACACGGUGCUUUUGGAUGGAUAUUUCAAGAUGAAUGAUUUGGAUGGAGCUCAGUUUCUGUGGAAGGAAAUGAAAGAAAGGGGUAUAUAUCCAGAUGUUGUUGCCUUUACAGCCUUAAUUGACGGGCUUUCAAAAGCAGGUAAUGUCGAGGAGGCAUAUGAAGUGUUCUUAGAAAUGUCCGCCAUGGGUUUUAUUCCUAAUAAUUUUGCUUACAAUUCUUUGAUUAGAGGCCUCUGCAAUUGUGGGAGGAUGACUGAAGCAUUAAAGUUGGAGAAAGAGAUGAGGCAAAAAGGCAUUCUUUCUGACACCUUCACCUUCAAUAUCGUCAUUGAUGGCUAUUGUAGACGGGGACAAAUGAAGUUUGCAACUGAUACAUUUCUUGACAUGCAACGGAUUGGUUUGCCGCCUGAUAUUUUCACAUUUAACAUAUUAAUAGGAGGGUAUUGCAAGGCAUUUGACAUGGUUGGCGCAGGUCAGAUGGUUGAUAAAAUGUACUCAUGUGGGCUUGACCCAGAUAUCACAACCUAUAAUACACAAAUGCAUGGCUACUGCAGAAUGCGAAAAAUGAAUCAAGCAGUUAUCAUUUUGGAUGAGCUCAUCUCCGCUGGCAUUGUUCCAGACACAGUGACAUACAACACUAUGAUGAAUGGUGAUGGACAUUGGAGAGUUUUUUUGCUUGUGUUGAUCUGGGAAUUAGAACUGAACAUUGUUAAGAAGCACAUCUCUCAAAAGCUUAAUCAUAAGAUAAAUGAAGACAAGGAAACUGAGAAAAAUGAGGCCAAAGCCAUGGAGAUAAUAAUCUUGAUGCUCAUUUGCUCAUCGGAGGAGAGUGCAUUAAAUGAAUGAUUAUCAUGAAAGGAAAAAGUUUAGAAUCAAACGAGAAUACUUGGAAUUAUGGGGUACUUCUUAGAGGUUUGGAAUUGAGCUAGAGGCUACAGUCCCUCCUAAUGUUGCAAAGUCAAAGAGGUGAAACUUGGUGUGGGCUUCAAGUGAUAUGUUUGAGAAACUUAAAUUCAAAAGAAAAAAAGAGAAGAGGAAGAAGCUUCCAAGAUAAAAUAGCUGGAAUCUGGAGGGACCAUGAUGCAACAAAGUAACUAUCAUGAAAUGGUAAAGAAAAGGUAAGAAAGAAAGGGAAUGUCCAGAAAAAGCCUUAUGGGAUGGUGGAGUCAAAUAUUAUUGAGCUUCUGGCUGACUUCUUUUGGAACAAUUCAAUUAUGGUCUUAAUAUUUUUGGUCCUACUUGAUUUUGGUUUUGGUCCCUAUACUUAAUAAGGUUGAUAUGUGGUCCUUAUAGUUUUACAAGUUUAGGUUUUGCAUCUAGUUUGGAUAAACUUCUUCCAUAUUCCAUAAGAAAAAUAAACUUGUGCGCCACAAUUUGUAUAGAAGCUCUCGCAUCCAACUUUUCCAAAAACUGAGGUUCAUUAUUUUAUUUUAACUUGUAGAAAUUCAGUUCGCUUACUUUUAUUUUCUUCUCUCAUAACUGCUUAUUAGAAGUUCACCCAACAAGAUCUUGGUGCCUAGUUUUAUUCUGUUUUGUUUUCUAUUCUUAUAGUUUUUUCUACUUAGGUUUAAGUCUCUCGAGUAAACCAGACAUUGGUCCAAAUGGUUGUACCUUACAAGACAUGUUUUGGCAUACCGUUUGUAGUAGGGACCAAACCAAAAUUUUUAAAGUAUACGGAUCAAAACCAAAGUUAAAGUGAUUCAUACCAAAAAUAUAUUUAAACCUUCAAUUAUAUUUGAAUAUGUUCACCUUGUUUGUUAGUGAAAGAGCAUGCUACUGCGAGCAUUACACAGAAAUGUGCUUGUGUUGAUCCUGGAAUGUAGUUCGAUAUUUAGCAAGAGGAAAUGGAAACUUCUGUCAUUGGCAUGCUGAA
Vigna radiata var. radiata (mung bean) is the source of this 3955-nucleotide messenger RNA. RefSeq names its product pentatricopeptide repeat-containing protein At1g63130, mitochondrial. Gene Ontology annotation, molecular function: protein binding. Lineage: Eukaryota; Viridiplantae; Streptophyta; Magnoliopsida; Fabales; Fabaceae. The coding region runs from base 478 to 2928 and encodes 816 amino acids. The record is from RefSeq and is a predicted model, not a curated record. The transcript has 4 exons.